Molecule: messenger RNA, 630 nt
Organism: Tuber aestivum (summer truffle)
Lineage: Eukaryota; Fungi; Ascomycota; Pezizomycetes; Pezizales; Tuberaceae
Source: the annotation of a GenBank genome assembly
CAGAACAUGGUCCCGCUGCUAGCGGACCACCUGGGAAAGUGUCAUCAACCCCUCUACACCGGAAAAUGGGCUCUGGAGCACCGCCUCCUCCAGAAAACCAUCCCCUCGGGCACUUCCGCCGCCUCCCCCACAACCUCCUCCUCCCCGUCCAACAACCAAUCCCCCCAGACCCACCAGCAACUCCCGGCGGGGGGGAACUACAUGCAAUACCUCGACCUCCCCCACUACCCGCAAAGGCUCAUCGUGUCAACACCCUCGGCCAUCGUGACACUGGACCGCGAAUUUGAGCUGCUGGUGCGCUCCAAGUUAUCCGCGUUGUGGAGCCCCCGACAGACGCUGCGUGGGGAGGGGGUGGUGUACGAGGUGGAUGACUUCAAGGUACGCAUCGCAAACAUCAUGCAGGGCGAUGUGUGGAAGGGUGUGUUGGUGGAAGUGGAGUACGCGCCGUGCAGCACGCUCGCAGUCGCGGAGGGAGUGAUUCGCGGAUUCGUGGAGGGGCUUGGGUGGCCGGCUGGCCGGUUCACGUUUGUGGGGAAGGGCGGGGGAAAGAGGGCUGAAGGGGAGGAAUGGUCUGUGCUGGAUACGGGUAGGCAGUAUUGUGAGGUUUUGAGGAUGGGGUGGGGGGGUUGA